Messenger RNA from Jatropha curcas, 2230 nucleotides. NCBI's taxonomy places the organism in Eukaryota, Viridiplantae, Streptophyta, Magnoliopsida, Malpighiales, Euphorbiaceae. The record is from RefSeq and is a predicted model, not a curated record.
CACAGCCAAUAGUCCAUCUCUUAAUCCCUUCUUUAAUCCCAGAAAAUGUCUUUUUCAACAACCCUUAAUCAUUGUCAUUAUCAACUAAUUCAUCUCCAAUUUUUAAACUCAACAAACACGGAAACACCCAGUCAACGGUCCACAAACACAUCAAAUAUCAGAAAUCAAACAUUUCUUCAAAGAUACAAAAACCUAAGGUCAGGGAAGUUUCCACUGCAAUCUUAAGGAACGAAAUUCCUCAAAUUUUGAGUCUCAAUGAAUCCAAAAUUAGGGUUUGUAUUAUCAUUUUUGCUGUUACUCUCUCUCUGCUGCUACACUCAUUCCAAAUGUUCCAAAGGCUGCGAUUUGGCUUUGGCUUCGUAUUACGUUUGGGAAGGAACGAACCUCACUUUCAUCGCCAGUGUUUUGAAAUCUGACAUUUUAGGAUCGCCUGAUACAAUCGUCGAUUACAACAGAGAUCAAGUUCCGAACAAGGACAGUGUCGAAGCUUCCAUCAGAGUCAACGUCCCCUUUCCUUGCGACUGCAUCAAUGGUGAAUUCCUCGGCCAUGUUUUCCGGUACGACGUGAAAAGCGGUGACACUUAUGAUGUUGUUGCUGAGCAGUACUAUUCUAACUUGACUACGUUGUCAUGGUUGGAGAGGUUCAAUAGCUAUCCAGCUACUAAUAUACCCGAUGUCGGUACGCUUAAUGUUACUGUGAAUUGCUCGUGUGGUGAUAGUUCCAUUUCCAAGGAUUAUGGGUUGUUUGUUAGUUACCCGCUCAGGCGUGAGGAUUCAUUGGCAUCCAUUGCAAGUCAGUUUAAUAUUACUGCUAAUUUGCUGCAGAGAUAUAAUAUUGGUGCCAAUUUUAGCCGAGGAAGUGGUUUGGUUUAUAUCCCGGGAAAAGAUCAAAAUAAUAGCUAUCGGCCCCUGACAUCAAGCACAGGGAUAUCAGGGGGAGUUAUUGCCGGUAUAUCCAUAGGAGCAGUAGCUGUGGUGCUUUUACUAGCAGUUUGUCUUUACUUUGGAUUCUACAGAAAGAGGAAGGAGAAGGGGGCAACAUUGCUGUCAACAGUAUCUCAAGAUCCCUCUGGUCAAGGUUUACGUGCUCCUGGAAGUAACUCAGAUAAACCUGUCGAAUCAACUGGUCUGGCACCAUCUCCGGGCCUUACAGGCAUAACUGUGGACAAAUCAGUGGAGUUUUCUUAUGAAGAACUUGCCCAGGCUACUGAUAACUUCAAUUUGGCUAAUAAGAUUGGUCAGGGUGGCUUUGGGUCUGUUUACUAUGCAGAGCUGAGAGGCGAGAAAGCUGCAAUCAAGAAGAUGGACAUGCAAGCUUCAAAAGAAUUCUUUGCUGAACUCAAGGUUUUAACACAUGUUCAUCACUUGAACCUGGUCCGACUGAUUGGAUACUGUGUUGAGGGUUCUCUUUUCCUAGUUUAUGAAUACAUUGAGAAUGGCAACUUAAGCCAACAUUUGCGUGGUUCUGAGAGGGAUCCAUUGCCAUGGUCUUCUAGGGUGCAAAUUGCCCUUGAUUCAGCUAGGGGCCUUGAAUAUAUCCAUGAGCAUACUGUUCCUGUUUAUAUUCAUCGUGAUAUUAAGUCAGCAAACAUAUUAAUUGACAAGAAUUAUCGUGGAAAGGUUGCAGAUUUUGGGUUAACAAAACUGACAGAGGUUGGAAGUGCAUCACUCCCCACACGUCUUGUGGGUACAUUUGGAUACAUGCCACCAGAAUAUGCACAAUAUGGCGAUGUUUCUCCAAAAGUGGAUGUUUAUGCCUUUGGGGUUGUCCUUUAUGAACUUAUUUCUGCCAAGGAAGCUAUCGUCAAGGCAAAUGGUUCUAAUGCUGAAUCAAGGGGCCUUGUUGCUUUGUUCGAAGAUGUUCUUGAUGAGCCUGAUCCUGAAGAAGAACUUCGCAAAUUGAUUGACCCAAGGCUAGGAGAUAACUAUACAUUCGAUUCAGUUCGAAAGAUGGCUCAGCUCGCCAAGGCAUGCACACAGGAGAAUCCUCUUCUGCGACCAAGUAUGAGAUCUAUUGUGGUAGCCUUAAUGACUCUCUCAUCCUCAACAGAGGAUUGGGACGUCGGUUCCUUCUAUGAAAAUCAAGCUCUUGUCAAUUUAAUGUCAGGAAGAUAGAGACUAUAGACGUCAAGAACAUUGGAGGUUUUGUUCUUUUUCCCCCCUUUACUUGUAAUGCCUAAAUAUUUCUUUUCCGCUAUAUAUAUAAUUUUUAUUUUUAUUUUUUUGUAAA